AUGGAGAAUUUGCUGGAAGAUGACUCGGAGAAUUUACUAAGGAUGAGUCCAGAUGAGUAUUGGGUAGGCGACUUCAUGCACAGAAGAGAAAACCGCAGCAUAGUCCGUGUUCCAGACGAGUUUCUUGAAGAUCGAUUUAACAUUAUUGGACUGGACAGGUACAUAAAAGACCUCGAAAAGGUAUAUAGUUCGAUACUUGACAAGGGACCAAGGAGUAGUUUUCAGGAGGAGUCUUCUCUAUACUAUCUGAUACAUCAGAAAUACAUCUUCACAAAGCCUGGGCUUGAGACUGUUCUGGACAGGGUGAUGAGCAAGGAGUAUGGAGCAUGUCCAAGAAUAGGAUGCAAGUCAGUUGGAAUGAUCCCCAUUGGGCUGAGCGACAGGCCUGGAGUUUCGUCAACAAAAGUCUAUUGCCACUGUUGUGUGAGUGUGUACGAGGCCAGGGGAAUUCUCCGGCUUGUAGAUGGGUGUGCAUGGGGGAAAUCGUUCCCGCAUUUCCUAAUUUUGACUCACUCGUACCAUUUCCCUUCAGGAAAGUGUGAGGAGUAUGUCCCAAGGAUAUACGGCUUUCGGAUAUGCGCCCACGACGACAACGACUCUCUCUCCGAAGACAACUAA
Encephalitozoon intestinalis ATCC 50506 is the source of this 618-nucleotide messenger RNA. Its product is annotated as casein kinase II subunit beta. Lineage: Eukaryota; Fungi; Microsporidia; Unikaryonidae. The record is from RefSeq and is a predicted model, not a curated record. Gene Ontology annotation, cellular component: protein kinase CK2 complex; cytoplasm. The coding region runs from base 1 to 618 and encodes 205 amino acids. Gene Ontology annotation, molecular function: protein kinase regulator activity. The transcript has a single exon.